GAGAGAGGAUAAACAGUGAACAGUGAUCACUUGUUCACUCAGAGGAAACCACACAAGCGCAGCAAUACCACCAAGUCAUCAGGGACCGGAGGUCACUGUGUUAUUGCCGGACACAACUUCACUCUCCUCUCCGGAGUUCAUCCACCUCAUCUUUCACAGGACCACUUGAGAUUCCUCCCUUUGGACUGGUGCCUGUGCUGUGUGACAGACUGCUUCCGGUGCUUUUGUUCUGGGACACGGGAGAGACCGAGAACGUCGACGGAGCGAGUUCAGAAGAUGCUCCUUUUAUGAAUAAAAGAUGGAUUACAAUUCAUGGACUUUUACCUUCGUUCUUCUGUACUUACUUUGGAGAUACGGAGCAAGUCACGAACUGCAAAGCCCCAGAAAUGUAAGUGUGGUCCUUCAGGAUGGUGAAGUGACCCUUGUCUGGGUUCCCCCUGCCCAGGCCCCAUCAGAAGCCUAUUACAAGGUCCAGCUUACGAAGUACAGCCGAGAGUUAAAUUGGACCACUGUGCCAGGCUGUGAGCAAGUGCCUUCAACCCACUGCGAUCUGACUUACUUCACUACUUCCAAAGAUCUCUACUGGGCUCGGGUUCAAAUGGUCAAAGGGGAGAUGACGUCACAGUGGUCAAAAAGCAAAAAGAGGUUUUGUAGGAAAGACAGUGAGCUGCUGCCCCCUACCUUCACCCUGUCCUCCAGCUCCACAUCAGUUAAAGUCACAGUUCACAGAAGCCAAGCCCUAAAGGAUACCUUUCCUCAUAGGCUGCUCUAUACGUGUCACCUACAUGAGAAAGUGCAGGACAACGUGGUGAAUAAGACUUUCGUGUGGGAGAGAACCACAGAAGAAGAGGACAAUGUUGAGUUUGACUACCUGACAUGGGGACAAGAAUACUGUGUUCAUGUGGAGGUGGAGCACUUUUCUGGAAUAGCCAAAAGUGUGAGCUCCCCUGACCAGUGCAUUCUACUCCCACAACCAGGGUGGUACACGGCAGCCAUAGUGGUGGCCAUAUCCGUGAGCAGUGUGGGAGUGCUAGGCCUGUUGAGUCUCCUGCUGUACUGUUUUCUGUGGUGGCCCAAGGCACUGCCCAGCACCCUGAAAUCCCCCCGCAGUGCCUGGCACCCCCUGAUCUUGGGUGAUGUCCCUGUGGAGAAGGUGACGGACCAGGGGUGGUUCCUGAUUAGCCAGAAGAAGAGCGGAGAGCAGGGAGUGAAACGGAAGGUGAUGGAGGAAGAGGAAGGAGAGAUGAGGAGGGGCAGCAUGGACAGUGGGGUUAGCGUGGACCAGUCCCCAUCGGAGAAGGGUAGAGGCGGAGAGGGGGAUGGAGGCGAUGGGCGGAAACAGGAAGACAGUGGUUGUGGGAGCCUCGGGGAAACUGACGGCGACAGUGACAGCAGCAGCAGCAGCAGGCGGGCGUCUGAGGAGCGCCCCCUGCUGGACGGGAGGAACCAUGGAGGAGACUCCCCUCAGAAGGAGGACAGUGGCUUGGGCCUGGGAUGUGGGAUUCGGUACAGUGACAUGCGGAAGGAAGACUGUGAGCUUCUCCCCGUGGAGGCGGUGGAGACUGGGGAUGGAUACCGCAGCCAAAGGCCGUCCUUUGUGGUUGUGCAGGAAGUCGAGAGAGAGAAACCCAGCGAAGGAAUCACUGGUGAAACAGACACCAGCAUAGCAAUCACUGUGGGGUACCGGCCCAGUCAGUUCAGCUGUGUGUGCCAGGGAAAAGGACUAUGUCUCUGGUGUCAGUCUGUCACACCUCUGCCCACUAAUGAACACUCAGUGUCCAGCUAUCCCACAGCUGAUCCCAGUGACCAGCUUCCUUCAUUCUCAGUUACCUGUAUCCCAGACAGCUACUUAAGAAAGACCAGUCCCCACAAUGGGGGAGAUCUAGUGCAUAGAGACACAUCGUUUGUUUGUCACAUACCUCAAAUAUCCUCAAAUGAGUCUGACCCACUCUUGAUAUCUGUACCACAGCUACCCCUUGUGUGUGGAGUACUAGAAAGCAGUGUGAAUGCUCUGUCCCUCUCACUGCGAGAUGUGGAGUUGACCUUUGGGUGAACAGUUAUAUCACUUCUGUGUAAUUGUAGUGAAAUGCUGGUCUUAUGUGUCACUGUCAUGUGACGUCAGUGACGUUCUGACCUCCGGCUGCCACAAAAAGCCCUCUGAAAGGCGGAAAGCUAACUCAGAAUUAUCACAGAGCCAACUCUGAGCUAACUCAGAGAAAACUCAGAGCUAAGACAGAGCUAACUCAGAGAUAACUCAGAGCUAAGACAGAGCUAACUCAGAGAUAACUCAGAGCUAAGACACAGCUAACUCAGAGAUAACUCAGUGCUAAGACAGAGCUAAUUCAGAGAUAACUCAGUGCUAAGACAGAGAUAACUCAGUGAUAACUCAGUGCUAAGACAGAGCUAACUCGGAGCUAACUUAAAGGACACUUGGCGUUAGAAAUAUGUGGGAGACAACUGAGAUACACAUUAAAAUAUGCCUCAAAAUAUACUUUAGGAAUUUUCACCUGAGCUUUGGAGACUGUGAUGCAAGUGGGAAAUAGACUUAUGCCUAAAUGCCAUGAGAAGGAUGUGAAGGGCACUAGAAGGCAAUCCAACCUCACUUCCUGUUCCAGCUGAUACCGAUUUGAAAUCGGCAAGGGCAGUAAAACUGAAACAUAAGCUAGAAAAAUGGGGAAAACGGACACUCAGCUAAUCAAUUAUGUCUCACCUCCGAAAUAUCCAUGAUUUUAAUGUGUGAGGGAAAGCAAAGCAAAAGCCAAGGGCUUAGCCUAACCCUGAACAACAAAGACUUCUAAAUAUUCUGUUUUUAAGUCUACUCAUUUUGCUAAUUAAUGCAUUUUGACUUAAGUUGUUGUAUAGAUGCGGGAGUUGUAUACAUUUUAUAAAAAUCAAUCAUAUCAUCAAUCAUUUUAGCAUUUUAUGGCUAGCUGCUUUCUCAGUACAGUAUGUUCUCCUGUUAACCUUUCACAAGUCAAAACGUAACACCAUAAAUAGCCAAAUUAACAUGGCACAUUCAUUGUGACAUGUACGUAAGAUCAAAAAUGCACGUCAGAGUUCCAAUGAAAUCCCGUGUAGGAGUUUAGCUAUAAAACAAGGAGCUGGUAGAUCUAUUUUGGGAUCGAUUCUGUGAAUCGGCCAUUUGAACUUCUGUAGUUUCUAUCACAUGAUGGUGACUCAUGGGUCAUUUGACUAUCUGCUUUCUCUCUGCGACAGCACCAAAAUGCUCGGUGAUCACCACUUCAUCGCACUUGAUGUUAAUUAUUUAAGUUUUCAAGCCUUUGUAUAUCAUAUUUAUCAAUAAAAGUGUUUUUUAACUACA
Anguilla anguilla (European eel) is the source of this 3322-nucleotide messenger RNA. RefSeq names its product interleukin 10 receptor, alpha (gene il10ra). Bases 299 to 2053 code for a protein of 584 amino acids. Gene Ontology annotation, molecular function: protein binding. Lineage: Eukaryota; Metazoa; Chordata; Actinopteri; Anguilliformes; Anguillidae. The record is from RefSeq and is a predicted model, not a curated record. The transcript has 7 exons.